This is a messenger RNA of Chelonus insularis, 1505 nucleotides long. It is a transcript of the gene Y-y, whose product is annotated as protein yellow-like. The record is from RefSeq and is a predicted model, not a curated record. Gene Ontology annotation, cellular component: extracellular region. The coding region runs from base 55 to 1368 and encodes 437 amino acids. The transcript is spliced from 6 exons. Lineage: Eukaryota; Metazoa; Arthropoda; Insecta; Hymenoptera; Braconidae.
CAUAGACAGCUCAGUUUUCUCGAGACUCUUCAUGUUUGAUUAACUUUGGAUAAGAUGGAAUUCAAUAUAAUAUCACUAAGAUUUUUCAUUUUAUUAUCAACGUCAUUAGUUAUAACUAACAGCGGAAGUGUGAGUGGUUUAAAAGGAUGGGCAGGAUCCCAUUUCGGACGAUCACCAAUUCUUGAGAGGUUCUCGUGGCAAAUGCUCGACUGGGCAUAUCCGGAUUUGAUGAGUCGAAACGCAGCGAUCGCAAGUGGCGAGUACAUGCCCGAGAAUGGACUUCCGGUUGGCAUCGAAAUCUGGCAGAAUAAACUUUUCGUUACCGUACCACGUUGGAAGGACGGCAUUCCAGCAACAUUGAAUUAUAUUUCUUUGGAUACUCACCGAGGAGGUUCACCCAAGUUGAAUCCAUAUCCUAACUGGGCUCAGAACAAAGCUGGUGAUUGUGAAAUUGGUCUCACCACAGCCUACAGAAUUCAUGCAGACGAAUGCGAUAGAUUGUGGGUACUUGAUACCGGAACCAUUGGCAUUGGCAACACAACAAUUCAAGCGUGUCCCUACACUCUUAAUAUUUUUGAUCUAACAACUGACAAAAUUAUUCGUAAAUACCCACUGAAACCCGACGACAUAAAUCAGAAUACCUUUAUUGCCAAUAUUGCUGUUGACUUGGGACCUGGAGGUUGUGAUGAUGCUUUUGCCUACAUGUCAGAUGAACUGGGUUAUGGUUUAAUUGUCUACUCUUGGAUGAAUAAUACAUCUUAUAGAGUAACCCACAGUUACUUCAUGCCAGAUCCUUUAGCUGGUGAUUACAAUAUUGGAGGACUUAAUUUCCAAUGGGGAGAAGAAGGAAUUUUCGGCAUGAGUUUGUCUCCUUUAACAAUCGAUGGGUACAGAAUCCUCUUUUUCCAUCCUUUAAGUAGCAACCGCGAGUUUGCGGUUUCAACAAAAAUUUUGAGAGAUCCUGAACUUGCAGCAGACAGUUACCAUGCAUUCCAGGUAUUGGCUGAAAGACCAAUGGGUCACUCUACAGCUUCAGUGAUGGACGAGAAUGGUCUUCAAUUAUUCAAUCUUGUUGAUCAGAAUGCCGUAGGCUGCUGGAACUCUUUAUUACCUUAUUCACCAGCCAAUCACGCAUUGAUCGCAAGACACGAUGAAGCUUUGAUAUUCCCAGCUGAUGUUAAGAUCCGACAUGGAGCCGUUUGGAUUAUAUCUGACAGAAUGCCUAACUUCUUACUGGCAUCACUUAACUAUUCAGAUGUUAACUUUAGAAUAUUAACCAUGCCUCUGGUUGAUGCAAUUGCUGGAACUGUGUGCGAUGACAUGCCUUGGAAAUUUCUAGCCACCAAUGUUUUAUCCUGGAAUCGAUAAAUUAUAAUUAAAAAUGAAUUUUAGACGAUGAUUAAAAUUUUUUAUGACAUUAUUGAAAAUCAUGGGUGUUUUGUUAACUAUAAAAUAUCAAAUAUAUAGCAGGUAGAACACAAAAUUUAAUUAUGAAAUUAUAAUUU